Folsomia candida is the source of this 1625-nucleotide messenger RNA. Its product is annotated as mite allergen Der p 3. Gene Ontology annotation, biological process: proteolysis. The coding region runs from base 139 to 1248 and encodes 369 amino acids. Gene Ontology annotation, molecular function: serine-type endopeptidase activity. The record is from RefSeq and is a predicted model, not a curated record. NCBI's taxonomy places the organism in Eukaryota, Metazoa, Arthropoda, Collembola, Entomobryomorpha, Isotomidae. The transcript has 8 exons.
CAAUUUGGUCGCUUUUUGAUCUUGAUCUCAUCACAAAGAGAAACAAGGUCAAAACCACUCAAAAAUAUAGGAAACAAAUCUUUCUAAAUACUUUGAGGCGCCAUAUUUUGCAUAGUCCACGCGCCACAAUAAAUAAUUAUGCUAACUACUGCUACCUUCUCCAAGGCGGAAUAUUUUGUCAUUUACAUUUUACUCGUGACCGUUCAACGGUUUGAAACUGCUCCGAAUGGAAAGGAUGAGUAUGAUUUUGAAGAAGUAACGUUGGACCAGGAGGUCACUCCAAGCGUGGAUGUAGAAUACCACACAGAGGAGCCAAGAACUGCAUAUGUUGAUCCGGCAUGGGAAUGUGGACGAUCCCCAGUUUUGAAUGGAGUGGACAGUUAUCAUCCUCCUGAUUUUUUGACUGGUGACAAUUCAGACAAUAAUGGUAACAGUCAGACACCUCGAAAGAAGGUUCCGCCCGGUUUGAUCAUAAACGGGACGGAGGUUCAGAGGGGAGAAAUUCCGUGGAUGGUGGCCAUUACGAAAUACCAGUACAACAGGGUUCCCAGGUGGAAAGUGGUUUGUGGGGGUGUCCUGCUAAAUGAUCGAUUCGUCCUUACAGCCAGUCAUUGCCUGCAAGGACGGUAUAAAGAUACUCUCGAAGUGGUUUUCAAUGUGGAUGAUUCCUCCCUAAUCACAAAUGAUGUCCGAGUGAUCCGAAGGAAAAUUAAGAGAGUGAUCCUCCAUCCGGAGUAUAAUUCGGUCACGAUCGACAACGACAUUGCCUUGAUAGAAAUCACGAAACCCUUGGAAAUAUCAGAGGUUGCUCGAAAUGUUUGGCCAGUGUGUCUGCCAGCACACGACGACGAGGACUACUCCCACAUUGGCACCGUGGCAGGUUGGGGGUACACAAAAUGGAUCGAAAACAAAGCAGCACCAGCAAACGCGUCCGCAUAUCUUCGGAAAGUUUAUAUUCCUAUCUUGACCCAUGAAGAAUGUCUUCAAACCAAGCUUCCCAGCAAGAAUAAUGUCACGGAAAAUAUGUUAUGCGCUGGAUAUGUUGAAGACGGUGGUAAAGACUCGUGUCUCAAUGAUUCAGGCGGACCGUUGACCGUAGAAGAGAAUGGCAGGACUCGAGUCGUUGGCAUUGUUUCGUGGGGGAUCGGGUGCGGUCUGAAGGGGUACCCAGGAGUGUACACAAGAGUCAUGAAAUAUCUAGACUGGAUACAUGGAUAUAUUGGGGAUUCCAGUUACAAAAUUACAUAAAAUGUGGAAUAACACUUCUGAACAAGACAUAUUUAUUUAAUAAUUGAUAUAAUUAUACAUACUUCACAGAACAGCGGAAUAUAAAUAAAAUGCACUCUUGUGGGCGAAAAAACACUAUAAGUGCAAAUAAAUAGUAAUUAAAUAAUAAAUUAAUCAGAGAUAAUUUGCUACAUCUUAAUAUCGGUAUUUUCAGAAAAUAACUGAUUGAGUAAUCUUUGGGUAAGUCAACAAUUAUAGAUCGAUUGUGAGAAAAGUUCAAAUACAAUCAUAAGCCAACUCUACUUAUUUAUUGCUCAAACCUGUCUUUAUAUAUUAUUCUGUAGAUAUUCGUAAUAUACAUUUUAUCCACAUUUCAUCUUUUAGUUAUCAUUAAAAAA